GGCAGUCAGUUUAGAUAGGGCACGGCUAAACCAAGCAGUACAAGACCCGUGACUUUACUGGAACUAUAUCUCAAAAGAAUAAUGGAUGCUCCAGAUGAUGUGGAUGAAGAUGAGCAAUUUCUUAAUUAUGCGCUCCAGCAGAGCCUCCAGGGAUCAUACAGUAAUAAUAAUCCAGCCAGUGUGGACAAUGAGAAGAUUUUGGAUGCAAUCAGAAGAGGUGACCUGUUUACUCUCCAGGAUAUGCUGGACUAUCCAGCUGCCUUUACUGAGGUGGAUAAUAGAGGCUGGUACCCAGUUCACCGAGCAGCAGUACAGCAAUCUGUCCAAGUGCUUGAAAUGGUGCUGUAUGCUUCUUACAGGCUGAGCCUGGAUGAGGAAACAGCAGAUGGACAGACUCCUCUGACUCUGGCUACUCAAGCUGGACUAGUGGAGAUUGUUCGGACUUUGCUGGCACAUGGUGCUUCUCCUCACAGAACCAACCGAAAGAAUGAGUCUCCUUUACUGCUGGCUGUAAGAACAGACGCGUAUGAUAUUGCACGAGCACUUUUAACUCGAGGAGCAUCAGCGAACCAGGUCUGCCUGAAGAAGUGGACACCCAUGCAUGAGGCUGCUAAAGUGGGCUGCAUUGAAGUCCUGAAGCUUUUACUGCAGCAUGGAGGCCAGAUCUCAGACACAGAUCAGAGUGGGGUGACCCCGAUGGGCAUCGCUGCAGAGUACGCCCAGGCAGAGGUGUUAGAUCUCCUCAUUCACAAUGGUGCUGAUGUAAACGCCCAGGCACCGAAUGGUGACAGUGUUUUAUAUGAUGCUGCUGGCGCUGGUAAUCCUGACUGUAUCGACCUUCUCCUUCAAAACGGGGCCAAUCCAAACCUCCUAAAUCUCUCCUCACAGCUUCCUAUACAUCGAGCAGCUUACGAAGGGCACUACCUUGUACUCAGGAUGUUGAUCCCCGUUACCACCAAAAGGGCUCUCAGACUUUCUGGCCAGAGCCCUGUUCACUCAGCUGCAGAUGGUGGUCACAUCCAGUGCCUGGAGCUUCUCCUGGAGAAAGGCUUCGAUGUCAACGCUCCACUCGAGCAGCACAUGUCUGAUAAUUACGGGGAUAUGAGGAGAAGCCCCUUGUUCUUCGCAGUCUCCAAUGGAGAUGUCACCUGCACUGAACUCUUGCUGAAUGCAGGUGCUAAAACUGAUCUGGAUCCACUGAGCUGCCUCCUCGUGGCAGUGAGAGCCGGGAGGUACGAGAUCGUCAAGGUUCUCCUGGCCAGGCAGGCUGAUGUGAACUGCUACUUCACAGCAGUGAUUGACACACUGUUCCCUUCAGCUCUACAGUACUGCCUCAAGGACGAGAUGAUGAUGCGAAUGAUACUGAACUGUGGCUACGAUGCAGACAAGUGCUUCAGCUGUCACCAUGAUUCAACACGGAGCAGCCGUAGUCAUCACUCAGAGCAUUCAAGUGAAAAGAUCCCUUUUUGUGAUUUCAUCAGUGUCUCGUGGUUGGCGCAGAAUGCAGGAAGAGUUGUGCGGGUUCUCCUGGAUUAUGUUCUCUAUGUCCCCAUCUGUCACAAGCUGAAAAUGGUUCUGGAGAAGCAUAAAGAGUGGCCAGAGAUUUGUGACAUUUUAGGAAACCCUCGUACCCUGAAGCACAUGUGCCGACUGGAGAUCAGGAGAAGGAUGACUCCACACAGACUGGGUGACCCAGCCAUCUUCAGCUCUGCACAUUUCCCACCUGGACUUCAGAGCUUCCUGAUGUAUAGAGAGUAUGACCUGUAUGGCAGACUCUAAGUUUAUUGAAACAUACCCAGUUGUUUAAAUAAACCAGCACUGAAUUAGAUCUAUAUUAGAGUAGAAACAGUGCUGAAACUUUUAUGAACAGAACUCAUUUUGCUCAUCAUGUUUUAAAGUUGCACAAAAAGUCUUAAUUUUAAAGCAGCGUUAUGUGAGAACAGGCUUCCUGAUUUCCUGCUCCUGUGCUUUCCCUACAGUCAGGAAGCAUAAUUCCUCAUUUGUGGCACCCCGGAAAAGGAUACACAUUUCACAUGCAUUUCUGGACAAGCCGCGAGACUGGCACUGAAACUGUCACUGAAAGUGAAAGAAGCAUGUGGACUGGGUGGUAGAGUAACAUUAUAGAGUAAUGGUGAGAGGUGCUAUUUUAUGGUAAAAAAAAAAAUAACAAUGUUGCUUUAAAUAGGGACUAUGCUUUAAAUAGCUUGUCUUUGGUGCUGUACCAAAUAAGAGAAUAGAAGGUGCCCUUUGUUUAUGUUUGUAUAUAAGUUGAUAAGAUAAAAAUACAUUUCUCACCAAAAAAUACUGUAAAUAAUUGACCAAGCCCAUGUGCUAUGUGUUGCUUUGUUUGUUUGUUUUGACAAUAAACUAAAACUUUUGUCAAUGUUCAAUACUUGUGUGUAUAUGAAUUUAUAUAGCAUUAUAGUAUGUUGCUGCUUUUUGUAAAUGCAAGUUGCUGUGACGUGUGCUGAUAACCUGAUGACUUGUCAGUGUGGCUGGGCAAUAUUGGAAAAAUAUUGUAUUAUGGUAUCAAGUUUUUUUUUUUUUACCAUAUUUUGACAAAAUGCAUUAAUUGUAGCAUAUUCUAACCUGUAUCACUAUACUAGUUAUUAAAAUACAAUUAUUUUUAUUCAAAAUGUUCUGCACUUCAUCCAAUUAAUCAGGAUUUAAUUGGAUGCAGUGCAGUUGGUCAGUGUUCUUCAAAAACUGACAUGCAUCGUAUGAUCAGAUAAGCAUGAUAUUGAUCUUAAUAACAAAUUUAUCACAAAGCGUACAAUAUUGUUAUAUUGCCCAGCCCUACUUAAUAUUAGAAACAUUUUCCUAAACUCAUUAUUUACUCAUAAUGAAGCUAUUGUGUAGUGAUGGAUGUUGAAAAUCCAUUACAAAUAACUUUAUUUAAAAUGUGUUAUUUGUCUG
This is a messenger RNA of Astyanax mexicanus (Mexican tetra), 2916 nucleotides long. It is a transcript of the gene asb15a, whose product is annotated as ankyrin repeat and SOCS box containing 15a. The coding region runs from base 82 to 1779 and encodes 565 amino acids. Lineage: Eukaryota; Metazoa; Chordata; Actinopteri; Characiformes; Acestrorhamphidae. Gene Ontology annotation, molecular function: protein binding. Gene Ontology annotation, cellular component: cytoplasm. The record is from RefSeq and is a predicted model, not a curated record. The transcript has 10 exons. Gene Ontology annotation, biological process: intracellular signal transduction.